AGGAUUUAAAUGCCUCUCUCCGUGUAUUCAGAAAUCAGAAGAGAGCGCUUCAAAAUCCUUCGGUUACCGAUCAUAUUGGGCGCUGUCUGGUUGGCUUUUUUCUUUUGUCAAAUCUUUGGAAUUUAAUUUGGCCAGAAAGAGAAUUUUAUUCUGGUUUUAUACAGUAUCUCUCGUGCUCCCUGAUUAAUGCCGAUUUCACAGAUUUUCCGGCCGUUUUUUCUCGUCCUGAAAUGAAAUGGGCAAUGCAGAAGCGCACGAGGAGGAGCAGAGUAAUUCAAGUCCAGAACAAACCAAUCCCAAAAUCCCUUCUCCGUUUAGCUCUUCCAGUGACUCUAAAGUUGUUGUACUCGAUGGGUUCACUCUUACUGGACCAGUCUUCAUUAAUAUCAUGAGCAGAAGUGAAAAAACCAACUACGGAAGCAAUAGCAGUAGCAACAGAAGCAACAAGAACAGACGGUGGUGGUGGUGACUAAAAUGGAAUCCGGUAGCGGGGGCGGUGGGUCCGGCGAGGACCCAGAUUUUUCUGACCCUCAAAGGAAGAAGAAGCGAUACCAUAGACACACAGCUCGUCAGAUUCAAGAGCUUGAAGCGGUUUUUAAGGAGUAUCCGCACCCGGACGAGAAGCAACGGAACCAGUUGAGCAGGGAUUUGGGGCUAGAGCCUCGCCAGAUCAAGUUCUGGUUUCAAAACAGGAGGACCCAGAUGAAGGCACAACAUGAACGUGCGGAUAAUUGUGCUCUAAAGGCAGAAAAUGAUAAGAUCCGAUGUGAAAACAUAGCAAUUAGAGAGGCACUGAGGAAUGUAAUUUGCCCAAAUUGUGGGGGUCCUCCUGUUGGGGAGGAUUCAUAUUUUGAUGAACAGAAACUGCGAAUGGAGAAUGCCCGACUGAAAGAAGAGCUUGAUAGAGUAUCUAGCAUGGCCGCAAAAUACAUUGGAAGACCUAUUUCACAACUCCCAUCCAUUCAACCUAUUUCAGGCUCCUCAUUGGAUUUAUCUGUUGGGAGUUUUGGAGGCCUGCCGAUGGGCGGACCAUCCCUUGAUCUUGAUCUUCUUCCAGGAAGCUCUGCCUCUGUUCCGUCACUGCCAUUGCUGACAGGCAUCUCAGAUAUGGAGAAGUCACUAAUGUCAGAGGUUGCGGCCAAUGCCCUUGAAGAAUUGAUCAGGCUUUUCCAGAUGAAUGAGCCCUUGUGGAUGAAGUCUCCAAUUGAUGGGAGGGAAGUGCUUAAUCUUGAAAACUAUCAGAGGAUGUUCCCAAAACCCAACCACUUGAAAAAUUGCGAUAUUCGGGCAGAGACCUCGAGAGAUUCUGGUGUGGUUAUCAUGAAUGGACUGGCAUUGGUUGACAUGUUUAUGGACUCAAACAAAUGGGCUGAGCUAUUCCCUACAAUUGUCUCGAGAGCCAAGACAAUUGAUGUGGUUACAUCUGGAAUUGUUGGAAGCUGGAGCGGUUCCCUGCAACUGAUGUAUGCAGAAAUGCAGGUGCUCUCCUCAUUGGUUCCAACUCGAGAAUUAUACUUUCUCCGUUACUGUCAGCAAAUUGAACAAGGCUUGUGGGCUAUAGGAGAUGUCUCCUUUGACCUAUCCCGAGAGAUCCAGUCUGCUUUGCCUUAUUACAUUCGGAAGCUUCCUUCUGGAUGUUUGAUUCAAGACCUGCCCAAUGGAUACUCCAAGGUUACUUGGGUGGAACAUGUGGAAGUGGAAGACAAGAACCCAACUCAUCGGAUUUACUGGGAUCUUGUUCACAGUGGAAUGGCAUUUGGAGCUGAAAGAUGGAUUAGUACUCUUCAAAGAAUGUGUGAGAGAUUUGCUUGUCUGAUGGUAACGACUUCAUCUAGUCGAGAUCUCAGUGCAGGGAUUCCCUCACCAGAAGGUAGGAGGAGCUUGAUGAAGCUCUCUCAAAGAAUGAUUAAGAACUUUUGCACAAGCAUUAGUGCAUCAAGUGGUCAUGGAUGGACCACACUUUCUGGCUUCAAUGAUGUUGGUGUUAGAGUUACAGUUCACAAAAGCUCAGAUCCAGGCCAACCCAAUGGUGUGGUUCUCAGUGCAACAACCUCUAUGUGGCUCCCAGUUUCACCACAAGUUGUCUUCAAUUUCUUUAGGGACGACAGAACUCGAUCUCAGUGGGAUGUACUCUCCAAUGGUAAUUCAGUGCAAGAGGUUGCCCACAUUGCAAAUGGUUCACAUCCUGGCAAUCGUAUCUCAGUUCUUCGUGUAAGUUUGUUGGAAUUGAUUCAAUUGAAUAGGCCUUUAUGGUUUAAUCUUCUGAUAUCUUACUUUUAUUGUAACUGUUAUUGUGGAUUGGUUGGUAAUUGGUUCAUCAUAAUGGGUUCUAUCCAACAGGCUUUAAAUUCUAGCCAGAAUAAUAUGUUGAUACUUCAAGAGUGCUGUACCGACCCAUCUGGAUCGCUCGUCGUCUAUUCACCCGUCGAUCUCCCGGCAAUCAACAUAGCAAUGAGUGGGGAAGACACCAGUUAUGUCCCUCUACUUCCAUCAGGGUUCACCAUCUCUCCUGAUGGCCGGCCAGAUCAAGGGGGAGGAGCAGGGCCAUCAACAAGCUCAAACAUGCAAGGGAGCAGGUCAGGUGGUUCACUGGUAACAGUGGCAUUUCAGAUACUUGUGAGCAGCUUACCAUCUGCAAAACUGAAUAUGGAGUCGGUGACAACCGUUAAUAAUCUCAUCAACACCACUGUCCACCAAAUUAAAGCUGCCUUGAAUUACUCCAGUUCCUGAUAGAGCUGCAAAGGCUUCUUUUCUCCAUCUCCAACCUUCUUAAAUAUACUGAUCAAAAGAACUGAGAGUUCUUGCUGGAUGCAUUCAAUGGAGUGAGGUUGGUUGGUUGGUUUGGACUUGAAUGCUUCUCUACCCAAAGCUCAAAACAACAAAACAUCAACAUUGUUACUGACAAAAGACCCCCUUCCAUUUGAUCUUUUGAUAGAAAGGUCAGUUAAAUAGAGGGAGUCAAGAACGCACCAUAGCCGUCCUCCAUUGCUGUGUGGACUCUUCUCUCUCUCUCUUUCACUCCAUAUCCGUUUGGCUUUAUAACUCCCCACACAGCAAGGGUAAUGGUUCGGGUAUUGACUUCUAUUCAGGGACUUCAGUAUCAUCUAGAAUAUGUUAAUGACUCCUAUAUAGGAAAGUUUCCUAAUUUAAUUCUCUGUUCUGACUGUUCUUGUUCAGUUAUAAUAGAAAAAAGAAGUUAUUUGACAUUUAAAUAA
Molecule: messenger RNA, 3215 nt
Organism: Telopea speciosissima
Lineage: Eukaryota; Viridiplantae; Streptophyta; Magnoliopsida; Proteales; Proteaceae
Product: homeobox-leucine zipper protein ROC8-like
Exons: 9
Coding region: 475-2730 (751 amino acids)
Biological process (GO): regulation of DNA-templated transcription
Molecular function (GO): DNA-binding transcription factor activity, RNA polymerase II-specific; DNA binding; lipid binding
Source: RefSeq, a predicted model, not a curated record